GGAACUUUAUCGGGGGUUAGGGUUUUGGCUCCCUGGUUUCGAACGCCAUUGGCGACUCUGUUUUUCUUCACUCUCUCUCUCUCUCUCUCCCCGCCCGGGUUUGCUCGCUGAGUCCGAGUUUGUCAAAUGAGAACCGCUUAAUCUGUUGUGCCUGUCUUGCUUCUGGUUGGGCCGUCGUUACCGGUGGAAUUACAUGCAAUUUGUGGAAUAUGUCCUGGGAAGUGAGGACUGCUUGAAUUGGUUGAUCAAUUUUGCAUGCGUUGCAUCUGGCGCAGCAAUACAUUGGGAAUGAUUCAGAGGAGAUAAAAAAAUGUCGGUCGGUUAAGGUUUAUGGAAAGAUAUAUGCAGCAAAAAUAGCAAUUGCUGAUGUAUUCUAAGCGAUCCGGUCAAAGCGAUGGACCUGUUCCUGGGCCAGUACGGACAAGUGAUAGGCUUCGGAGAAGGCCAAAGAUAUAUGCUCGCCCAUACUUGUAUUAUGCUCCAUCCAUUAUUCGUCCUAAGCGAAGCAAGACGAAGACAAGAACAGCAGCUUCUCAGAUUGCUAAGAUGUUGCGCCCGGGUAACCGACCAGUCCGGACCCCAGGCAAUAGUUCAGUCCCGACAAACCUUCGGCGAUCUACAAGGAAGAGGAGGGUUUCUGUAAAUCUGGAAGAUUACACUGAUAGUUCUGGAACGGAGGACAAUGACCUAAUGAGACCGAGAUAUCGAAGUUCCAGGAACCAGAUUGAUAAUAGUGCAAGUCAAGAUGAUUUUUCAUCUCCAAAGCGUAAAAAAGUUGCUGAGACUAGAUUAUUGCCUCGGCGAGAAGGAUUGCGACCUCGACAUUCAAAAAAAAUUGCAAGGGAACAAUUAACCAUUGGAUCUGAUGAUGAACAGGGUACUUCUGAGGAGAAAGUUGGUGCAGAUGAUACAGAAAAUGGGAAUGACAUAGAGGAUAAUGAUGCAGAUGAUGGGGAGGGUCAAGAUGACGGUGAUGGGGAGGAUGAAGGAGAGGGUGAAGAUGGAGAGGAGGAUGGUGAUGAUGAAGAGGGGGAGGAAGAACAAGGUAGGAGGCGAUAUGAUCUUCGCAAUCGUGCAGAUGUUCGUAGGCUCUCUCUUGAGGAGGGUAAGCAAAGACCUAGGUCUCCACGAAGAGUGUUGCACCAAGGAAUGGGGACUAAAGUUAGUAGGGAUGUGAGAAGGGGGGGAUCCCGAGUUCAUAAACGUCAUCGCCUAACAAGAGCUGAAGAUUCUGAUGAUUCACUCCUUGUGGAUGAGCUAGACCAAGGCCCUCCUAUUCCUUGGGGAAGGGGCGGGGCCAGAUCUGGUCCACCUUGGCUUUUUGGGGGACUUGACAUGCAUGGUACAACAGCAUGGGGUUUGAAUGUUGCUGCAUCUGGUUGGGGCCAUCAGAGUGAUGCUUUGGUCAACUUGACUUCUGGUGUCCAAACCGCUGGGCCAAGCUCCAAGGGAGGUGCAGACAUUCAACCUUUGCAGGUUGAUGAUAGUGUAAGUUUUGAUGACAUUGGUGGGCUUUCUGAAUAUGUUGAUGCUUUGAAAGAAAUGGUUUUCUUUCCCCUACUAUACCCCGAUUUUUUUGCUAGCUACCACAUUACCCCUCCAAGGGGGGUAUUGUUAUGUGGUCCCCCUGGUACUGGCAAAACUCUAAUUGCUCGAGCAUUAGCCUGUGCUGCUUCAAAAGCUGGCCAGAAGGUAAGUUUUUAUAUGCGAAAGGGUGCUGAUGUGCUAAGCAAAUGGGUUGGUGAGGCCGAAAGACAAUUAAAACUGCUGUUUGAAGAGGCCCAAAGGAAUCAACCAUCCAUUAUUUUCUUUGAUGAAAUAGAUGGACUUGCUCCUGUAAGGUCUAGCAAACAAGAACAAAUUCACAACUCUAUAGUUUCAACUUUGCUUGCCUUGAUGGAUGGUCUUGAUUCCAGGGGACAAGUGGUCUUGAUUGGAGCAACCAACAGGGUUGAUGCCAUUGAUGGAGCCCUGCGACGCCCUGGAAGAUUUGAUCGUGAAUUCAAUUUUCCUUUGCCUGGUUGUGAGGCACGUGCUGAAAUAUUAGACAUUCACACUAGAAAGUGGAAGCAGCCUCCUUCAAAGGAGCUAAUAUUGGAGCUAGCAGCUACUUGUGUGGGAUAUUGUGGUGCUGAUUUGAAGGCUCUCUGUACUGAAGCUGCUAUUCGUGCCUUCCGCGAAAAAUACCCUCAAGUAUACACCAGUGAUGACAAAUUUCUAAUAGACGUUGAUUCGGUAAAGGUGAAAAAGGAUCACUUUGUAGAAGCCAUGUCAACAAUCACACCUGCUGCACAUAGAGGUUCAAUUGUGCACUCCAGGCCAUUAUCAUCUGUUGUUGCACCAUGUCUACACAGGCAUCUCAAGAAAGCCAUGGGCAUUAUCUCAAAUAUUUUUCCUGCUCUUGAAGUUUCAUCAGAACUGACCAAGCUUUCUAUGCUUUCCUAUGGUUCUGCUGUUCCCCUUGUGUAUAGGCCUCGACUUCUGAUAUGUGGUGAAGAAGGUGUUGGACUGGAUCAUCUGGGACCUGCAAUUUUGCAUGAAUUGGAAAAAUUUCCUGUUCAUUCUCUUGGACUUCCAUCUCUUCUUUCAGACCCUAGUGCAAAGACACCUGAGGAGGCAUUGGUUCAUAUAUUUGGUGAAGCGAGGAGAACCACUCCAUCAAUUCUUUACCUACCACAGUUCAAUCUUUGGUGGGAGAAUGCACACGAGCAGCUUAAGGCUGUUCUAACAACACUGUUGGAGGAAUUGCCAUCCGAUUUUCCCAUAUUAUUGCUUGGGACGUUCACAGUUCCACUUUCUGAACUUGGCGAGGAACAUUCUUCUAUAUUUUCUCUCUGUAAUGUCUAUCAAGUGGACAAACCCUCAUCUGAAGAUAGAUCAAUGUUUUUUGGCCGUCUGAUGGAAGUGGCAUUGUCGAUACAGUCAGAUGGAGUAAGAGAAAAGUCAAAGAAAUCAGGUUCCCUUCCAGAACUUCCAAAAGUUCCAAAAGUGGCUUCUGGUCCAAAGGCCUCCGAGUUAAAAGCCAAGGCAGAAGCUGAGCAACAUGCUUUACGCCGAUUGCGGAUGUGUCUUCGGGAUGUUUGCAACCGGAUUUUGUAUGAUAAAAGGUUCAGCGUUUUUCAUUAUCCAGUCCAAGAUGAGGAUGCUCCAAACUAUCGGUCAAUCAUCCAGAACCCCAUGGAUAUGGCAACUUUGUUGCAGCUUGUUGACAGUGGAAAGUAUGUUACAUGCAGAGCAUUCUUGGAAGAUUUUGACCUCAUUCUUACUAAUGCAAAGAAGUAUAAUGGAGAUGACUACAAUGGAGCUAGGAUUGUGAGUAGAGCUCACGAGCUUCGGGAUGCAGUGCAUGGAAUGCUGUCACAGAUGGAUCCUGCACUGGUGGCAUUCUGUGAAAAGAUCGAAGCUGAAGGGGGUCCAGUCCCUUUGCCUGAUGAAUUGGCAGGUUCAUUUCCUCCAACUCCGGUUGUUCAGCUGGCUACAGUUACCAGAGCAAGUGCGCGGCUUCGCAAUGUCCAACCAGAGGUUAAUUUGGACCAAAGCUAUGAAGCGCUGAAACGACCGAAGAAGAACUCAGAUACUGCUCAUGCAGGCCUAACGGCAGAAGAUGGACCAAGGAUUCAGGAGGUCCCACAAUCGAAGUCACCUCAAGAACCCGAAGAAGAUGAUACAAAUGCAGGAGGAUCAGAAAGCUCGCCAGCUGAUCCCAGCCCAUGCGAACGCGAAACUACAGAAGAGACCUCUGCGUGCAGAUCCGAAGAUGUUCUCAUGUCAGAUGGAGAGAUUUACAGUAAAAUCGAGUCUGUGAAGCGGAUUUUCAUGGAGCGUACCGAAGACUAUGGCAUUCCACAGCUGGAAAGGCUCUACACCCGCGUAAUGAAAGGUGUUUUCGAAACCAAAGGUAGUGAACCUGGGGACGACCACAAGUCCUCGAUUUUGAGCUAUUUGUUCAAGUUUGCUGAAAACAAGGCAAAUUUUUGACCCAACAGUUUUUCCCUGUCUAGAAUAAUUGUUCUUUCUCCUUUAUUCUUCUUUUCUUUUCCUUUAAACAGCUGAUUUCUUGUUGAUAUCGGGAGUUUUUUUUUUCUUUUUAUUUUUCCCUUCAAUUCCCUUUUUAAGAGCCAGAAACUCCUCUCUCUCUCUCUCUCUCUCUCUCGCUCGCUCGCUCUGGGUCUGUGUCUUAUCAUUGUAAAUUCCUCUCUGUUCUGAAAGAUGGCUGGCUAUAUGAUAAUUGUAUCUAACAAAUCCUUUUAGACACUGCA
Diospyros lotus (date-plum) is the source of this 4259-nucleotide messenger RNA. RefSeq names its product ATPase family AAA domain-containing protein At1g05910. NCBI's taxonomy places the organism in Eukaryota, Viridiplantae, Streptophyta, Magnoliopsida, Ericales, Ebenaceae. Bases 367 to 3978 code for a protein of 1203 amino acids. The transcript has 12 exons. The record is from RefSeq and is a predicted model, not a curated record. Gene Ontology annotation, biological process: positive regulation of transcription by RNA polymerase II. Gene Ontology annotation, cellular component: nucleus. Gene Ontology annotation, molecular function: histone binding; ATP hydrolysis activity; chromatin binding.